This is a messenger RNA of Botrytis cinerea B05.10, 2146 nucleotides long. RefSeq lists its product as hypothetical. The record is from RefSeq and is a predicted model, not a curated record. NCBI's taxonomy places the organism in Eukaryota, Fungi, Ascomycota, Leotiomycetes, Helotiales, Sclerotiniaceae. Gene Ontology annotation, cellular component: cyclin/CDK positive transcription elongation factor complex; nucleus. Gene Ontology annotation, molecular function: cyclin-dependent protein serine/threonine kinase activator activity. The transcript is spliced from 3 exons. The coding region runs from base 473 to 1798 and encodes 441 amino acids. Gene Ontology annotation, biological process: regulation of transcription by RNA polymerase II; positive regulation of DNA-templated transcription, elongation.
GGCAGUACGCAAGUUAAUCGAACUAUUUUGCUUCAAAGUCUCGCACCGCAUUUUCCUUUCGAUGAUACCAUAGAACGAGCUGGGAACCUCGUAUUAUUGAAUGCCGCAGUCCAGUUGCGAUCAACGAAAACCUCGCUGAAAGAAAAUUUACCAUCGAAAUCGAUUUGCGACAGAGAGCUGAAUAGAAGUUCGACUACGAAGGCAUUGAUUGAAGCACGUUACGAGUUGCAGUGCGAGAGGUUCAGAUUAUCGCGAGUUUGAGUUCGCCCGAGUUCUACACAGUCAAACUUGGAGAGCCGCAAAGCUUUAACUGCAACCGUUUGUCACUUCUUGCAGAAAAUCCAAGGCAAACCUACACCAGAGACUGACGGGAAGCCGAACGUAGAUGCGAGGGCCCCCUUGGUCGACUUAUUCCCAGAAAACCUCAAAUAUCGUUCCACAUAUUACUUUAUCAAUUUCCAAUACUCUUGCAAUGGUACCUGCACCAAUGGCGCCUGCUCCAGAAUCCACCCAGGUCAUCCCUACGGGUCCUCACCCGUCAUUCAUUCAAGUCGCCAAACCUUAUAUGUUCCAGCAACAUGUCAAUACCAAACUCAUGAUCAUCGGCGCAAAUCCUACACGCGAGGAUCAGUUUAGGCUACAGGGGGUGACUUGGAUUAAUGACGUUAGGGUUGCUUUACAGCUACCAGUGCGAACUUUCUGUACCGCUGCCACCUACUUUCAUCGCUUUCGGCUUGCUCACAAAGAUACUGAAUAUCAAUACCAAGAUGCAGCGGCUGCUGCACUUCUAACAGCUUGCAAGAUUGAAGAUACCCUUAAAAAGUCCAAGGAUAUUAUUUGCGCAGCUCACAACUUAAAACAUUCAGCUGCAGAGCAUUUAAGCUCCGACGAUACUAUCUUUGAGGCUCCUUCUAAAGUUGUCAUUGGCCUUGAACGUCUUAUGCUUGAAGCAUCUAGCUUCGACUUCCGUGUUCGUUACCCGCAAAAACACCUCAUUAAACUUGUCAAGAACGGUGGAAUUCAACGUGACGUUGCAGAAGUUGCGUAUCAAGUCAUGAUAGAUCUCUAUCGAACAUUCGCCCCCCUCAAGCAAACUUGUUCUACCAUGUCUUUUGCUUGUGUAGAACUGGCGACAUUAAUUUGUGAGAAGCAAAAGGGUUGGAGAGGCCCAAGCUAUAAAAAGUGGUGGACUAGUCGUUCGGAAAUUGUGGAAACAAUGUUGGAUCUAUUAGAUCUUUACACGCAUUACCAGAAGCAGUCUAUCGUUGGUCCUUUACACAAUAUCGAGAAAUUCAUAGGUAUCCGAAUUAAGAUCAAUCAAGAGCUGGAGGAGAAGAGAUUACCAAGACACACGGAACACCACGAAGCACCACGAAAUAAUGGGGUGCGACACCCUCCCAAUACUCCUGUUACACCAGCCAGCCCAGCAGACUUACGAUUUAAUGGCCAUGUUGCAUCACCAGCAAACCAGAGCCCCAAAUCGGUAAGUUCAGGUUCGAAACCACCCACGGGUAUUCGUGGUCAGAGUGGUACGGUACGUUAUAUGUUGGAUGUGGUUACAGCCAAGAAUGAGAGAGACAUAGUCGACACAUACUUUCAAGAUGAAUAUGAGGGAUAUGAAGUGGAAGUAGAAGAGGCGGUACCUGUUGAACCAAUACCCACCCACCAUACUCCGAGAGAACCACAUCAUGGACGACAUCAUGGGCAUGGACACGGACACGGACACGGGCAUGGGCAUGGGCAUGGGCAUGGACAUGGACGAGAUUAUCGACACUUUAACAAACGAAUGCGAAGAUGAUGAAAAUCCCAAAAUCAACUCAUUAUCAGAGAAUCUAGUACGGCGUUUGGUUACGGGGGGGGAGGGGUAUCUUCAAAAGAUCAAUGCAUAAUAGGAGUCUUAAGGAUGCUUCAUGGGAGGUUUUGGGAGUUAUCGGGAGCGAAAAGGAAGAUACCAACUUAUUAUAUAUAGUAGGUAGAUGUAUAUUUAAAAGAGCAAUAAGGAACCAACGACUGUAGAAUUCUAUCAUAACUUCAUUGAAUGACUAAUGAUGGAUCUGGGUUUUUCAUACAGUUAAAGUUCCAGUUAUAGUUACGAUUGUAGCGAUUGUUAUGAUGACUAUUGAAGACAAAUAAAUGAAUAAAUUAA